Molecule: messenger RNA, 408 nt
Organism: Fraxinus pennsylvanica
Lineage: Eukaryota; Viridiplantae; Streptophyta; Magnoliopsida; Lamiales; Oleaceae
Source: the annotation of a GenBank genome assembly
AUGGAGGUGAACGAGAUGGCUGAAAAUGGGGCUGAAUUGCUGAAAAUGGAGCUUGAUCUCUGCAAUAGAUCUUUGCAACAAGAAAGACUUCGCUGCGGAUCCGGUGGUGCCUUCGCAGUCGACUUGACGACAUCUCUCUUGGUGAAGCCUGAAAUGGUUCCGUUUCAAACACCCACGGCCUUGAGCGGGUCAGAAAGUGAAGCCCCAAUUUUGAAACCAAGGACCGUCGGGUUGACAAGGAAGAUUGCCAAAUGGAAGUGGCGUGCAAAAGGACCAGAUGAGUGUGAUUAUCUCUUCACUAGGAGUCGUGAUGGCACAUUAAAAAGAUGGGCAUUGGCUGAAGAUGCUGCUGCCUGCUCUGCUACAUUCGAGUCACGUGUGGCUUGGUACACUAACUCUUUUCUUUGA